AGCAGGGAUAGACAAUCAACAAGUUAAUGAUGCGCCAAUAUCAACAUUUUAUUUAUAUAUCGCCUAAACCGUAAAGCGGGGUUAUUGUUGGGAUAGCUAACCAGAAACAGAAACAAAAAGUGAGCCUGCUGUCCUCUCCAUCACCAGUGGUAGGUUUAGCACUUCAAUAAGAAUCUUAUGUCUGAUUUAUUAUGCGGAAAGUUUGCAUUAGUAUUAAAUGCGCUAUGCUUCAUGUAGCUAGCUACCUUUGUCAGUUUAUAAUACAUAACGUUGUUAGCCUUGUGUUGUUAGCCAACGUUAGCUAGCUAGCCAUGCUAAUGUAUUGCUAAAGAUUUGUAUAACUUGUUCUAUCUGUGCUAAUGCUGCACAGCAAGCUAAAUUUAAUUUGAAGAAAUAUUGCUACUCAUUUGGGACUGUAUUUAUCCGCAAUACACGACUCUGAACUUGGUGAUCAUUGAUUUGUCGUUGUGUUCCUCUUCCUCAGUUGGAAUGGCAGCCUCCUCCUCAUCCUCCUCUGCCGGAGGGGUUAGUGGGAGCUCCGUGACUGGCUCUGGAUUCAGCGCUUCAGAACUCAUCCCCCCGCGUAAGGUCCUCUACACUUAUCCCAAAGGAGCCGGGGAGAUGAUGGAAGGUAGGCUUUUAUAUUGGUUCAGAACGUUGCAAGAGACAGAACGUUGAUGAGGAUUCUUUGGAAUUGUAGAAAACCUUGUCUGUUCUGUACAUUCUACCUGCAACAUUCUGAACGUGUUCUUGGCUCUGAUUACAAUAGUAUUCUGCUCAUAUCCCAUACACAGUGAUGCUGUGUGUUUCAGCUAGAUUCAUGCUUCUGUCUGUCUGGUUAGCUAAUGUACAUGUAUGUGGUUCUUUAAUACAAGCCCCUUCUGUACGUCUGCCUAGCCACACUUCUCUUACAACUAUUCUAUCUGGCUUCAAGUCAAGUGUAGCUUGUCCCAAUUUUACCCAGAAGAUAAACAAUGUGUCCCUGGAACUUUUUCACUGUUCCCUUAAAAACCUAGCUACCAUGCGUCAUAGUUGGAUCUUCCUCCAGGAGGACGUGCGCUUCUAACAACGACAGGCAAUGCUCUGCCCCAACAAGCAUUGCCAGUGUGCCCCACUCAAUCUGGCUUCAAGUCAAAUGUAGUUAGUGAUCCUUUGAAUCAUAGUUGGAUCUUCAUCCAACAGGACGUGCGUGGGUACCAGCGAGUAGUCAGUGCUCUGCCAAGGGGUCAGCCCACAACACCCAGCACCAGUUUGUCACACACAAGAGGAUCUGUUUGUUUGAACCCAAAGGGCCAUCUGGCUCCUUGCCCCUGCUUUGUGCGUACCAAAUGACACCCUAUUCCCUGCGUUGUGCACUACUUUUGACCAGAGCCUUAUGGGCCAAAGUAGUACGCUAUGUUGGGAUAGGGUGCCCCUCCUUUGUUACCUCAUAGACCCCAAAUCAAACACGCUGUACUAAUUAAUGUGUUAGUUUGGAUCGUUGUGCUGGAAAGCACUGGGUGUUCCGAGGUCUAAGUGGGACAGCAGUGAAGCUGGUGGCCAGGGUUGGGGUUCUACUCCUCUUUGUUUUUGGGGUCCCUUGUCCCUAAUGGCACCCCUGUUCCCUACACCAGGGAUCGUCAACUAGAUUUCAGACGGGGGACGAUUUUUGUUUUUACUUGAGUGGAAGGUCGGGGGGGGGCCUGAAUAUAAUUACAAAUCAUUUGUAAGACUGCAAAUUGACCGCAAGAAGCCCAAACAGAUAUAAUAUUUGACUAAAACAUUUCAAACCUUGCUUACAUUUAUACUGUAUAUGAUCAGAUGUGUCUCUAAUUUAUGCAUAAGAAUACUUUAACAGAACAAAAUUCACCUGCAGCUGAUUUCCUGGUGUUUUUAGUCUUUUGGCCAUCAAUGAAAAUUCACCAAAUAAUAAAAUCACCUGCGGGCCAAAUUUGGUCCGUGGGCCGCCAGUUGGAGAACCUAGCCCCACAUAGGGCCCUGAUAUCAUAUGGCCAUGGUCAACAGUAUUGCCCUAUCUAGGGAAUAGGGUGCCAUUUUGUGUUCUAGUUGAUUAUCUGGGGUAGUCUUUGUUUCCAGUUUUAACUUUUCAAUCAUAGAAACUGAAUGGUGGCACAUGUUGGCAUUAUGUCAGGAGUUAAAUCAUGUUUUAGCUAACUCCUGUACUUACUCAGUAAUUACGCCCGGCGGAUUAGGUAUUAAAUAGUCGGUACCACAAUACAUUAUAUAAUAGAUCUAUAGCCUAAUAGUUUAUAGAUCGUGUGUGAGUAAAAAGACACAUUUCUGUUCUUCUUCUUUAGCCUAUUUAAGGGCUAACUUGUGUUGACUACUACUACAGCAUUUUGUAAAUGUGAUAGUUCAUGAAAGCGUAACAGUAGUUGAUGUGAUAUUGAACAUGGACUCUGUGUCUUCAGAUGGCUCAGACAGAUUUCUGUGUGAGUCUGUAUUCAGCUACCAGGUGGCAUCAACACUGAAACAGGUGAAGCAUGGUAAGUCCAUCUCUCUUAAUUCAAUUAUUUUAUUGCAAUUGUCUUUUGAAAAAUACCUACGGCUGUGUGUCCCAAAUAGCACCCUAUUCCCUAUAUAUAGUGAACUACAUUCGACCAGCGCCCUAUGGGCCUGGUCAAAAGUAGUCCACUGUAUAGGGAAUAGGGUGCUAUUUGGGAUGCAUUUGUUGUUUAGGGAAAGGUACUCUGGUAAGGGAUACAAAAUACGCAAUACUUGAUAUAACAGCAUAUUUCACUGAUUUUGUUUUUAGAUCAACAGGUAUCUAGAAUGGAGAAACUGGCCAGUUUGGUUGAAGAGCUGGAAGCAGAUGAGUGGCGUUACAAACCAAUCGAACAGCUUUUGGGAUUUACUCCGUCUUAACGUUUAAAUAAAGACCUGCUCAGUAGCCACUAGCUAGUUACCACUGGAGGAACGUAGUGGCUGCAGAAGACUACUUUAUUUCCAACACAUUUGUUUAUUGUCAUUUAUUUGUCAUUCUCACAGGGAAGGAUGUUCCUGCCUGGCAUUCUCUGUUACAUUAGAAAUUGGCCAAUGUUUAGCUCUGGUCCAGGUCGUGGUUAGUGCUAGCACUGGACCAGAGCU
Coregonus sp. 'balchen' is the source of this 3087-nucleotide messenger RNA. Lineage: Eukaryota; Metazoa; Chordata; Actinopteri; Salmoniformes; Salmonidae. The record is from the annotation of a GenBank genome assembly.